AUGUUCUGGUUUACUACAGUCAAAGAUAAUGAUCUGAAAACAGAGUCAAAGUACAGAAACCGUGUUCAGUAUCAGUGUAAAAACAACGACUGCACUCUGAGAAUCACAGACCUGAGAGAGAGCGACUCAGCUGAGUACAAGUUCAUGCUCAUAACAAACAAUCCAGAAGGGAAAUAUACUGGAUCACCUGGAGUCACUUUGACUGUUACAGAUCCACAGCUCCAGGUACAUGUGAGGAGAUCAACAGUAAACUCUUAUUCUAACUGGACAGAGCUGACAUGUCACAACAACUGUCAGCUACCUGAUCAAUCUUCCUACAUCUGGUACAGGAAUGGACACAAACUUUCAUCAGACGAACAAUAUUUACAGCUGAACACAUUUGAUUCUGUAGACAGUCUUUACUGUGCUGUGAAAGGAUAUGAGACAUUCCCUUCUCCAACAGUGUAUGCUCCAAAGCUUCCCUCUGUGUCAGUGAGUCCCUCUGCUGAGAUAGUGGAGGGCAGUUCAGUCACUCUGACCUGUAGCAGUGAUGCUAACCCAGCAGCUAACUACACCUGGUACAAGGAGGAUGAAAAUUUACCAAAAGCAUUUGGACAGAACUUCACCGUCACCAAGUUCAGACCUGAACACAGUGGGCGUUAUUACUGUGAAGCCCAGAACAAGCUGGGACGUCAUAACUCCACCUUACAGCUGACCAUUUUGCCAGGUUUCUCAUUGACUCCCACGCUUACGGAGCUGUAG
This is a messenger RNA of Neolamprologus brichardi, 741 nucleotides long. NCBI's taxonomy places the organism in Eukaryota, Metazoa, Chordata, Actinopteri, Cichliformes, Cichlidae. The record is from RefSeq and is a predicted model, not a curated record.